UCUUCCGACGAUCUCGUCGAAGCCGGGAGAUCGAGAUAUUGCCAGAGGCAAUCUUAUUGCCGCGGAUAAGUUUAAUGAUCGAUCUAAUUCAGAUUCGAUUCAGAUUCGAUAAAUAAACGAGCCAUUUUGUAACGGAGUGGGAUGUUUUGAAAAAUCUGCGGAUUCGUGCUGAAAUUAAUAGAAAGUGAUUAAAUAAGACUUCGAUGUGCGCGAUUAUUUAAUAUGAGAUGAGUGAGAGAAAAAUGAUGUUGCCUCAAAUCGGAUGAAACUGACGAUUUCGAAAGUCUAUCCCAGAAAGUCUUAUUCCAGAAGCUUGUGCCACGUGCUAUGGAAAGCGAAAUUACAUCUCAAAUAGCUGUAUUUUGUGAAGGAGAUCUACAGCGGCGAAGGAACAUUCUCGUAUCACAGUCGAGGCACAUGAAGAGCUUCAAUUGCGAUUUUGCAAGCGAGGAUAGAACGGUAUCUAUGGCGAACGGCGGCCACGGCAUUGCCGUCAACGGGGUAAGCGCUCCUGGUUCGGGCACUUUGUCGAGGGAGGAAAGACGCAGACGAAGAAGAGCCACACAGAAGUAUCGAACCGCACAUGCCACACGGGAAAGAGUCAGAGUGGAAGCUUUCAACUUGGCCUUCGCAGAAUUGCGAAAAUUGCUGCCGACAUUGCCACCGGAUAAGAAGCUUUCAAAAAUCGAAAUUCUUCGACUGGCGAUCUGUUAUAUUGCUUAUUUGAAUCAUGUCCUUCAAGCUUGAACUUAUGGCUAUAUCAGAGAUGAAGAACAUUAAAA
Messenger RNA from Camponotus floridanus (Florida carpenter ant), 782 nucleotides. RefSeq names its product helix-loop-helix protein 1. Bases 328 to 747 code for a protein of 139 amino acids. The transcript has 4 exons. Gene Ontology annotation, biological process: regulation of transcription by RNA polymerase II. Lineage: Eukaryota; Metazoa; Arthropoda; Insecta; Hymenoptera; Formicidae. Gene Ontology annotation, molecular function: protein dimerization activity; RNA polymerase II cis-regulatory region sequence-specific DNA binding; DNA-binding transcription factor activity, RNA polymerase II-specific. The record is from RefSeq and is a predicted model, not a curated record.